Molecule: messenger RNA, 4466 nt
Organism: Puntigrus tetrazona (Sumatra barb)
Lineage: Eukaryota; Metazoa; Chordata; Actinopteri; Cypriniformes; Cyprinidae
Gene: foxp3a
Product: forkhead box P3a
Exons: 13
Coding region: 2700-4037 (445 amino acids)
Biological process (GO): regulation of transcription by RNA polymerase II
Cellular component (GO): nucleus
Molecular function (GO): DNA-binding transcription repressor activity, RNA polymerase II-specific; RNA polymerase II cis-regulatory region sequence-specific DNA binding
Source: RefSeq, a predicted model, not a curated record
AUGUAUAUGUGUAUCAUUUUGCUACCUAUAACAACAACAAUAAUAAUAAUAAUAAUAUAUUGGUUAUUAUAAGAAUUAAUGCUACAUUUCUCAUAAUGUAAUUGUACAGGCAAACAUUAUUAACAAUAUAAUAAUAAUGAAAUAAAUAAUAUAUAAAUAAUGAAAACAAUAACCAUGAUGAGAUGAUAAAAGCCCUAUAAUCUGAACUCAAGCUUUUUGUUUUCAGUUAAUUUAAAGACAUUUUCAGACAAAAUACAGUAAAUGUUUUGUGUUGCCGUCAAGAGUAGGCUGGUUAGCUAAAAAAGAAAAAAAAACAAUUCCAGUUAUUUAUAUGUAUGUGUGUGUAUUUUUUUUAUGUAUAUUUACUAUUUAAAAAAUGUUCACGGUUCACUCGUUUUUAAAACAAGUUAUGGCUGUUGAGCAUGUUACGCAGCUUUAAAUAGUUUGGGGAGAUUCAGCCCCUCACGCAUAUUCUCCUCCGGGGUGGGGCUGAAAUCAGACUAAAGGCCACCUGGGGUUAGGUGACCUUUGAUCCCAUUUCAGCCCCACCCCGGAGGAAAACAGGGUCUCUGUCUCAACGUCUCCGCAGAGUGUAGCGCCGACUGCUUGGAAGUUUCUAGUGAUCCCGAAGAGCUUGAUUAUCUGGAUCAGGUGUGUUUGACUGGGGUCGGAGCUAAACUGUUCAGAGCUGUGGCCCUCCAGGAAUUGUGUUUCACACCGCUGCAAGUUUUAAAACGCUGGUUUAAACUGUGAUUCUAUGCGCGCUACUUACCAACAGCAAAAUUAUAAUUUGAGUUAUAAUAUUUGAAGAAUUAGGAAACACCAAGAGUGAGAAAAGAAAAGCAGUUUAAUGCCUAAUUCUUUCAUUUAUAAAUAAUAAAUAGAUAAAACAUAAAAAUCCUGAUAUGAACAGCUUGCCUACCUGCCACUGAUUGCAGAGUUUUUGCAGAAAAAAGAUGUAAAGGUUUGUUAAAUUAUUUUCUGAUAGCUGCUUCAAACGAACAUUUAUAGUAGAAUGAUCACGAAGUAAACGAGAUCCGGUGGUGAGAAAGAAAAGCUGACGUAUUCAAAAAUGGAUAAUUACUAUUUAGAGCUAUUGAUUGGUAGAUUUGGUACUAGAUUUUAACUUCUAGAUGGAGCGGUCAGUCUUGCUUAGUAUAGUGAAGUCAAUAAGUACAGCAUCAGAGGACUAGCUUGCUGCAUAUAGAUUUUAACCAGGAUUGUAUCCGUUUUUGUGUAACAAUGAACUACUCUGAGGGACGGUGUCUCAGACUGGGUUUCAAUUAUAGCAGCAGACUUAAUGUGGAAUAGUUCAUUUUGGUUAAAAAUACUUUUUAAAAUAUAUAUUAAGUAUAGAUUAUUAACUUCUGGACUAUGGAGUCCUGAACUAAAAUUAAACGUAUUUUUAAAAUCACCUUUGCUAAUCUGAAUUAGCAUGAGAGAGGUUGCCUGUAAAUCACGGAAGAAGACAUUUUAAUUGAAAGGAACUGAGAAGCAAAUCCAAGGGAAACAACAGCAGCACAAAAAAGACUGCGAUCAAGAACAAAAACAGACAAACAAAAUGUUACUAAACAAAAAAAUAAAUGCCUAGGCAUAUAGGAAGAGUAAUGAAUCUUUGCAUAUGUUAGCUGUUGUCUGUUUUGCAACAUUUUAUUAUUAUUCAUUAUAUUAAACAUAAAGCAGCUGUGAGCAGAAAAAGAGAGAAAGUCUUGGUCAGAAUUAUAUUGGCACCCAAAAAUUUAAAUUUUAAUAAUUCCGUAUUGUUUAUCCUUUUGAUGUUUCACUGAUAAAAUAAAAUAAAUAAAACAAACAUUUGACAUUCUAAAAAUAUUUUGUCUUUAAUAAGCAUUGGUCACUGGAAUAUAAAUAUGAGGAACACAAAGGCCAAAUCCUCUUUAUCAUCUAUUACAAUAAAAAAGAAACAACACAGUUCUGUUGUGUAGCAACAAAUUGAAAAUGCAAAAUAUGAAGUCAAAAAUAGCACAAAAUGGUGGUAAAUAAUAAAAAAACUAAAAAGCUGAAGCGUUGAAUAUUUUCGUUAAGCAUUACUUAAGGAUGAGAUUCAAUUACAAACAAUUACAAUUAUAAACCUGCCUACAAUCCAUUGUCUGUGUCUAUUGUCUUACUAAAGUCUCUCUGAAGGAUCACAGCUGGAUAGUUGCAGACAAUAGUUAAGUCUUGGGGGCAGAAGGCUUUAUAAUGGUCCGUGGUUGGAUCUUCCAGUAGAACAAUGAUCCAAAAGGACCGUCUAGCCUUUCUCCAGGAAAUCAGCCGACUAAAUUCUAGACUAUAGGCUAAGUCUGAAACUAUUUUAAACCAUAGCAGAGAAAGCAGAUUUCUGUUAAUCUGGUUUAAGGGGCCAUUUUAGUCUUAAUCUCUGUCUGGGAAACCGCCCCUGACAGUUCUUUUACUUCUCAUAUUUUAACACAGGAUAUCUUUAUCUGUCUGCUACAAACGUCACUCAAAAUGAUAACGAUAAAGCAGAUUUGAAGAACUGGCUUUGAAUAGAAAGAGUUACAUUGUUGCAAGCAGUUUUAAAAGCAUGACAGAAAAGAAUAUUUAACAAAAAGAUCCCUUUACUUGCAUGUUACCCAUCUGCUGCAUUUUAUCAUAAAUUCAUACAGCUAAGCUGCCUGCAUGAAAUAGUCAAGACAACUCUUACCCUCGAAACCUCUGUUUGUUUUUCUGUCUGUCUAGGCAUGCUGAAAAAUCAAGAAAAUAGAAAAAGCCUUCAAUGGGGAUUGGUUUUGUUACAACUCUCCACACCCCUGUCAGGUAUGCUUCAAAAUGCUGCUGGAACACACAAAGGUGGCGAUAACUGGAAAAGUCACCAAAAUCAGUACCAAGAAGAAGAGCCUUCAACCUUUUCCAGCUUGCAGAUAAAGGCCAGAGGAAGCUGUUCAUCUCUGCUCUCAGGAAAACCCAUGGCUACCAAGGUUGCCUUGGGCAGUGAUUUCAGAGGUUCUCGCUCAUCUCACAAUCAAAACUCCACUCUACAACAGCAGACUGCCAGUGAAAACGCAAGCAAAGAUUUCAGACAGCACAGACCGUCAGUACUACGCAAAGGCAACCAGCCGUUUCCACAAGCUUGCGGUGUUCAUGACUGGGUUGUGGACGCUGUGUGUAAGACAGAACCUGACAGUGACCUCUCAGACCCCGUGCCGCUUUACACCAACCAGUCUGAAAGUCCUCAGCCCGGCAGCACAGGGCAUACUGGGAAGCAUGCAUACAGUGUUCCAGUUGGCUUUCUGUGUGUUAAAGGACAAUGCGGAUGGCCUGGUUGCUCAAAGAGCAAAGAAGUGUUCAAAGAAUAUGGAUAUUUCUUAAAACACCUUGCUACUGAGCAUGCUCCAGGGGACAGAAGUAUAGCCCAGCUGAGGAUGCAGAAAGACAAAGUACAAUACAUGGAGAAUCAGUUGACUGCAGAAAGACAGAAACUGCAGGCUAUGCAGUUACACCUGUUUGACAUCAAAUCUACCUCUGAGGAUGGUAACAGUGCAGAAAAGUCAGGACAUAUGUCAGAACUCCUGCAACCUGCAGCAUGUCAGAACGCAAAUGCAGUUUACGACAGUGACAGAGCGGCAGCUGAAGCGCUAACACAAGGAUACUGGCAGAUCUCUACCUCUCAUGUUAUACCAGGGAUUAUCCCCAGUUUUGAGUAUUAUAAGUUCACAAACAUGAGGCCACCUUUCACCUACGCCUCCAUGAUACGAUGGGCGAUACUGGAGUCCCCAGAAAAACAACUUACUCUGAAUGAAAUCUAUCACUGGUUUACCCGCAUGUUCUUCUACUUUCGUCACAACACUGCCACAUGGAAGAAUGCUGUUCGGCAUAACCUCAGUCUUCAUAAGUGCUUUGUGCGUGUUGAAGGAAGAAAAGGUUCUGUUUGGACUGUGGAUGAAGAGGAAUUUAUGAGAAGAAAAGGACAAAAGUUUCACCGGGAUCAGGAUAUGGGCUGGAUGGCACCCUUUCACGUGUUUCCUGUGACUCCACAAGGUGAAACUUAUCCGAUGCGAGGCCCAAAUGGACUCUCUUGAAGAGAUUACAAUUGGAUUUUAACCACUAACAAUAUUAACAAAUGUAUUAAGAAUGGUUUAAAAUUGUGGUUUUAAACAUAGCUGGCAGUCCAUUUUAGACCUAAUUAUUUUUUCUUUUCUUUUCUUUCUUUUUUUUGAAGAAAAAUGUAUAUGUGUAAGGAAUUAUAAAGUUUGUCUAACCCAAAGAUAAAAUUAAGUAGUGGGUGUUCAACAAACUUUUCACUAUCCUUCUUGCAUUUAAAUGUACCGAUAAUACAGGUAUGUUUUUAAAGAGCUUACAAUUGUAUAUCAAUAAUGAUACUAAUUGCAUCGUAUGUAAAUACAUUUAUUAUGGUACUUAAUUUAAUAUUCCUAACUGUACAUUUUCUCUCUUCUGAAUUAGUGCCUUAAAAUAUGCUGUUCAAAUAAAGGCUCAAAUCGAAACGUAAU